AUGUUUUUGCAUAUAAAAGUGUAUUUCGUCGGAUUUAUAUAUUUUUUGGGUGUUUUGUUCAUGAUUUUAUUUCCACCUCGAAACUUUGAACAAUCAGGAACAAAAAUGAGAAGAGUUAGAAGCAUCGGCAAUGUCUUAAAAUAUAAGAAGUAUAUUGAUUACGAGACUAUGUUGGAUGUAGUACAGCAUAUGACUACAGAGGAUCCUGAAAUGGUAGACGUAGUGAACUUGAGACCUAACACAGCUGCUAAUAACAGUCUUAUAGCUCUCGAAUUACACAGCGACGUUCAUAGCAAGAAACCUGGAAUACUUGUAAUUGGAACUAUCAAUGGAAUGGUGUGGGGCGGAUCAAACACUGUACUCGAAUUAGCUGAAAAGCUUCUUUACGACACGAAUUAUCAAACGCCAUUUUUUAAUGACUAUGACUGGUAUCUUAUACCGAUUGCGAAUCCAGACGCACUCAACUUUACGACAAGUCUUCGCGAAUAUACUUCAGUAGAUGCUACAGAAUGGUCACGUAACGUUUCCGCUAGGUCUAAAACCAAGCCUUCAGAAUGGCACAAAAAUAUUGACGAAGAAACUGGAGGACAACAGUGUUUUGGAACAAAUAUUAAUAGAAAUUUUGCGUAUCAUUGGCAAGACGACGUUUACAAAACGCCUGCGCUUUGUUCACAGUACUACCCAGGUGCAAAGCCUUUUUCAACUGCAGAAGCACGAGCAAUAAGGAAAUAUGUUCACAAUCUGGCUGAUAUCGUUCAUUUGGCGAUACAUUUGCAUGCCAGUUUCGUACCUAAAAAAGAAUUUAUUUUGUACCCAUGGCGAUAUACCUCACGUCAGCCGAGCAACUUUCAAACGUUACAAGAGAUUGGAGAAUAUGCAGCAAGGCAAGCAAGGCUUCCCGAUGGUAGACUUUACGAGGUGCAUCAAGGCAGCAGUGACGCGCGGGUCGCUGGUUCAUUAAGUGAUUACAUCUCAGGAGUGAUUGGCACAGACUUGGUAUUUGUAGUGAAACCUUAUCACGAAAAGUUUCCUAAUUAUACGGAUACUGUUUCACUAGAAACCUAUGUUCAGAAAUCUAUUUCGGCUAUUCUUAGUUUAGUCCGAGGCUGGCGAAGUAAUACUAAACAAAAUACUCUUUCAUUUUUUGGUAAAGACGUUGAAUUUUGA
Melitaea cinxia (Glanville fritillary) is the source of this 1167-nucleotide messenger RNA. RefSeq names its product metallocarboxypeptidase A-like protein ARB_03789. The record is from RefSeq and is a predicted model, not a curated record. Gene Ontology annotation, molecular function: zinc ion binding; metallocarboxypeptidase activity. NCBI's taxonomy places the organism in Eukaryota, Metazoa, Arthropoda, Insecta, Lepidoptera, Nymphalidae. The coding region runs from base 1 to 1167 and encodes 388 amino acids. Gene Ontology annotation, biological process: proteolysis. The transcript has 8 exons.